AGUAGUAAGCGAUCAUCAUGCCACCAAAUGAAGUGACAGUCGAUGAGCCAAAACCAGCGCCUGAAGUGGAAUCAGCGACUGCAGAACUAGAAACAGCAGAUCAAAAAGCCGAAGAAGCAACACAGCAUUCAAUAUUUCGAGAAAAUGCACAUCAACCAGUUGGAGAAAAUCAAAAAAUUAUACCCAACAUAGUAGAAACGACACAAACCCCACUAGGCACAACAGAAGGAGAACCAGAAGAGACUACUACUAAGACCUCAGUGUUACAAAAAGUCGAAAAUGCUGGUGAACGUGUUACCAUUGCAAUUGCUGAUAAAACUGGUCUACCCACAUGGGGUGUGGUGGCCAUUAUUAUAUUGGUAUUCCUGGUUGUCUUCGGCAUUAUAUUCUUCUGUGUACGAAGAUUCUUAAAGAAGCGACGAACUAAAGAUGGUAAGGGUAAGAAGGGUGUUGAUAUGAAAUCGGUACUUUUAGGAUCAGCGUACAAAGAAAAAGUUCAGCCUGAUAUGGAGGAACUCACCGAAAAUGCUGAAGAAGGCGGCGAAGAGGAUAAAGAAAGUGAACAAAAAUUAGGCAGACUGAAUUUUAAGCUUGAAUAUGAUUUCAAUUCGAACAGUUUAGCCGUAACUGUUAUACAAGCUGAAGAAUUGCCAGCUUUAGAUAUGGGUGGUACCUCAGAUCCUUAUGUUAAAGUUUAUCUGUUGCCAGAUAAGAAAAAGAAAUUCGAAACAAAAGUACAUCGUAAGACACUAAGUCCAGUUUUUAAUGAAACAUUUACAUUUAAGAGUUUACCCUACGCUGAUGCCAUGAAUAAGACUUUAGUAUUUGCCAUCUUUGAUUUCGAUCGUUUCUCAAAGCACGAUCAAAUUGGUGAAGUUAAGGUACCACUGUGCACAAUCGAUUUGGCGCAAACAAUUGAGGAGUGGCGUGAUUUGGUCAGCGUCGAAGGUGAAGGUGGUCAGGAAAAGCUUGGCGAUAUUUGUUUCUCAUUACGUUAUGUACCGACCGCUGGCAAAUUAACCGUUGUCAUAUUGGAAGCUAAAAACUUGAAAAAGAUGGACGUUGGUGGAUUGUCUGAUCCAUAUGUGAAAAUUGCCAUUAUGCAAAAUGGAAAACGUUUGAAAAAGAAGAAGACAAGUAUCAAAAAAUGCACCCUCAACCCCUAUUAUAAUGAGUCGUUCUCAUUUGAAGUACCAUUUGAACAAAUACAAAAAAUCUGUUUGGUUAUCACUGUCGUGGAUUAUGAUCGUAUCGGUACUUCUGAGCCCAUAGGACGUUGUAUACUUGGCUGUAUGGCAACCGGCACUGAAUUGCGACAUUGGUCCGAUAUGUUGGCCUCACCACGACGACCUAUUGCACAGUGGCAUACUCUGAAAGAUCCCGAGGAAACCGAUGAAAUUCUUAAAAAUAUGAAGUAAGAAGUUUUAAAUAAACUAAACUAACAACAACAACAAGAACAACAACAGCAAAAACAAACCACACAAAUAUUCAUGGGAAAUGCAAAAAAAAAAACAAA
Molecule: messenger RNA, 1516 nt
Organism: Lucilia sericata (common green bottle fly)
Lineage: Eukaryota; Metazoa; Arthropoda; Insecta; Diptera; Calliphoridae
Product: synaptotagmin 1-like
Biological process (GO): cellular response to calcium ion; regulation of dopamine secretion; synaptic vesicle endocytosis
Cellular component (GO): dense core granule; axon; synaptic vesicle membrane
Molecular function (GO): syntaxin binding; calcium-dependent phospholipid binding; phosphatidylserine binding
Source: RefSeq, a predicted model, not a curated record